AUGCCAAGUGGUUUCCGGGCGCUCAAGAAUCUUUCAGGGCUUUUCACCAACCCUUCCACAGCUUCGGAUGGGGAGUUCCCAGCCAGCUUAACCAUCCCCACCGAUCAGCAUUUGAAGCAAGAAACCCAACUACUCGAGGACCUCAGCUCCCCAUCGCUGAGCUUGAAUCGAUCCAUCAUCUUGAGCCACUCAGACCAACGUCAACGCUCUAUUGUGAGGCAAGUUUGCUCACUGGUCCUUGAACCGACGCCGCGCCGUGGAUUCUACUGGCUCAGCGCCCAUCAUAUCCACCCAAGCGGCUCAACCAUCGUCUCACAAUAUGUCCACGAUGUUAUUGUUGACCUUGAAAUCGACUUCUUCGAGUCAUUCGACAACUUCGAGUUCGAGGUGGAUUCGCCACGCUACCAUGUUCGCUUCGUCAAGCCCAAGGCCUAUCAAUCAGCCGGUUCCAGCAAGAAAACCUCCGAUUCGAAGCCGGGCCCCAUAAUCUAUCUUUUCGGCGAGUGUUUCUACCUUUAG
Molecule: messenger RNA, 519 nt
Organism: Neurospora tetrasperma FGSC 2508
Lineage: Eukaryota; Fungi; Ascomycota; Sordariomycetes; Sordariales; Sordariaceae
Exons: 3
Coding region: 1-519 (172 amino acids)
Source: RefSeq, a predicted model, not a curated record